Molecule: messenger RNA, 1703 nt
Organism: Calliphora vicina (urban bluebottle blowfly)
Lineage: Eukaryota; Metazoa; Arthropoda; Insecta; Diptera; Calliphoridae
Product: GATA zinc finger domain-containing protein 10-like
Exons: 2
Coding region: 637-1101 (154 amino acids)
Source: RefSeq, a predicted model, not a curated record
AAAUUUUUUCUAAAUAGUAAUACCACCCUAAUAAAAAAAAGACCGUUAUAAUUUUGUUUCUGUCGAGAAAAAAUAGUAUACACACAAAAUAUUACAAAAACGAGAAGCAAAAGAAAUUAAAGAAAAGAGAACAAAAUAAGAGAAAAUUGUUACUCAAAUAAGAAAUAAAUUUCAACCACCAAAAGUUUUGAUAUCACUCAAGAUCACAAGUAAGUUUUUUUUUUUGUUUUGGAAACUCAUUUUCUAAUUUGUUCCUCUUAAAUUUAACAAUUAAACAAAAUAAAAUUAAAAAAGUGCUUGUUGUGUUGAAAUUUAAACCUGAAAAAAUAUAAGACAUACAUAUAUAAAAGAAAAUUGCUAUUGAUAAACAUAAAAAACUUAAAAACUAAAACAAUUUAAAAGUUAAGAGAACAAAGAGGAAAUAUUUUCAACCCCCAAAUUGUUACACAAAACAAGUAAAUAAUCUCACUCAACUAAAAAAUCGAAUCUAACCGCAGACUAACGGCUACCAGAAUAACUAGCCCAAGCCGUAACCCCAUUAGCAACAACAGCCAAAUACCUAGAGAUUUGGAGGUAUUGUAUUGUCUAAUAUGUAAGGGGUACCACGGCUUACGGUUCUGCCGGAAGUUUAAAAAGAUGUCGGUAGAAAAGAGGAGGGAAGUGGUUGGAAAUCUGGGCUACUGUUUCAAUUGUUUGGCUAGAAGCCAUAAUUUAAAUUCCUGCACCUCAAUGGGAGCGUGCAAAAGAUGCGACCAACUACACCACACGAUGUUGCAUCCGCCACGUCGCCAACAACGGCAGCGAAGAGGUCCAUCGCAAGAUCGAAGGACGUCAAGCCCCCAACGCCCUAGAAGCCCUAGAAGACCACAUAUCCAACAUCAACGUCAGCACCAGAAUCAACGUCAACAUCAGCACCAGAGUCAUCGUCAACAUCAACAACAUCAGCGUCAUCAACAACAACAACAACAUCGUCAGCAGCAGGAAAUUCAGCUACCAACAGCACAGCCAUCGAAUUUACAACAGCCAAAGCCAACUGCUCAUCUUUUAGCCGAGGCCAUAAAAUCACUGGCCGACGUGUUGUGUGUUACCAGCAAGCAAUAAUAAUGCUAAAUGCCGAGGCCGGCGCCAUGUCUAAACCUAAGUUUAGACAAUAAACUUAAUAGAAGAUUUUUAUAUUUAACCUAUUUAAACAUGGAUUUGAAAAUUGUAUUAUUAUAUGUAUAUGAAUUCCAAAUGUACGAUUAAUUUAAAUUUGAAUUGUUAACAGACAAAUAUAUAUUACCUUAAUUUAAUUAAUGUAUUUGAAGUUGCUAGCAACAUAGUAACGGGAAUGUUCCAAAAAUGAUUCGUAUUUGUUGCGAACAGAAAAUGUUGAAACAUAAAAAUAUAAUUAUAAAUCUUUCACUUCUCACUUAGCAACAGGCUGAACAACUUCAAAUUCGGAACAUCAAAUUUAUCUCAAUUUUUACUGUAUUUAUAUAUUUCAAUUUUAAAUACUUACCGUAAAUCUAAAUCAUUUACAUACAUAUUGUAUACUUACCGUAACCCUAAAAUAUAUACUUACCGUAACCCUAAAUCAUAUACUUACCAUAAUAUUGAAUUAUACUUACCACAAUUGAAGUGCUUCCCCUACAUAUAACCCAAAAGAAAAGGUAACAAAAAACCUAAAAUAAAAUACUUUUAUAACGUUUUGAAAAAAAAAA